Molecule: messenger RNA, 3441 nt
Organism: Paramacrobiotus metropolitanus
Lineage: Eukaryota; Metazoa; Tardigrada; Eutardigrada; Parachela; Macrobiotidae
Exons: 11
Coding region: 254-1201 (315 amino acids)
Source: RefSeq, a predicted model, not a curated record
CGAUCCAUACAUAAUUUAAAAAUUAUUGAUUUUUAAACUUGGUAGUACUAGGAAUUUUUAGCUUGAAAGCGCAUUUUCUGGUAGUACGUUUUAAGAUACUUUGGGGAAGGCUGCGCCAACGAAACCUGCGGUGACGAACUGCGCUUCAAAGCACGGGACGCAACUUCAAAAAAAGGCCGAUAGUGCGAACAAGCGCGGGAUUAGGGCUAGUACAGUGAAGGCACCGGGGAAGGGCGAUACGUCCAAGACAAGGAUGAAGCCUUGGUCUGGAAAGGCUAAGGAUGAGCUCGGUGAUUCAGCUGUUGAGGCUGGAGAAUUUCAUCCGUCCUCGCAAGACUUCUACCACUUUGAACCAAAGGCUUAUAGGACCUUCAACGUCCUGUUGAGCGAUCUUGACACCACUGAGCCAUUCCGUUUCGUGAAUAAAUCUGCGGGAGCAUACAGUAAUUACAAAGAAUAUGUCUCUACGUUGAUUGAAAACGCAAGAAUUAUCCUCUUCCGACCAAAAGAUCGAUUUUUUGCUGUCAAUGCGGAACCAAUUGAUUCCAAAGCAUUCGCUCAGGCGCUCGAGCAUCUGCAGCCAGAAUCUGUUGAAUUUGAAGCGCGAAAGCCAGAUCCACCCUUCCUGGAGGGCGUGAAGCUGCGACCUUUAGACCGUAUCGUUGGAGUUUUGAUAGCAAAAGACCUGGAACAGCAGAAGCUGAAAAGAGAGGAACAUUUGCCUGCAGCAGUGAAAACGCCUUUGAAAAUUCGCGUCAAUGUCAUCCUAGAGCCGCUAAAACACGAAAAUGAUCGGUACGGAUACCAGAUUAACGACGGCGAAUUUCAAGAAUACCCCGCUUCGGUGGUCGAUCCUUUUCUUACCGCUAUUGCAAUGCUAGAAAAGGAUGAGAAAAUAUCUGAGGAGGCGAUCAUGUGUCAUCUCGGCAAUACAUAUUUCGAUAUUAGGCGCGGUAUAAUAAACGAAAAGAGAAGUCCAGCUACGAUCAACAAAAUUUUCAUCGGCAAACUUGAUGCAGAAAUGGUUGGUCGCAUCUGGAGCGAAUUUCUUAAAACCAUCUUUGACGUUCGCGGUACCACACACAUGGAUAUAAUUGUGAAUUUUCUAAAGCUGGUUGCCAGACGAAGUUUUGACAUGAAAACUAAAGAAAAGGAUACAAUCGUUUUCCAUUGUCUUGCCGGCUUGCCAGUCAGACUUUAGCUGGUUAUCAUGCUCAAAGUUACAUCGUACCGGCAUUCUCUUCAGCACUUCGGAUUUUUUUUGGCGAAUUUUUUGUUGCGUACCACAUAGAUUUGGACGAAGAUAACCUCCCUUCUUCGGCUACUGAGGAGUACCAUCUGACUGAGAAGGAACGUUUUAACGGUUUCAGUAUUCGUGAUUUUGUCAAAUGGAUUCGAAAGUGUAUGCCACGCUUGCAUAAAUUGAUUGAUUGGGAUAACGUUGAGUGUCCUUAUCGCGCUCUUCUUCGACCUGAGAUUGACGAGGUGUGCAAUCCCGAUAGCGCAAUGAAACUCGGGCUGGGCGACGAUGAUCCUGAUGUGUCCAAUAUUCAUGUUGAGAUAGCGCCUCGCCACGCAGCAAAAAUAUUCCGGCACGCUCUCCCUGUCGCGCCAGAGCAAAUUAUGCCCAUUGAGGAAGAUCUGUCUAAUCGAACGCGAGUGAACGUAAUGCCCAUUGACGACACUGAUUGGGAUUUGAACGACAUUCUGGGGACUACUAUACAGCAUAUCGAUAAUCUGCUUAACUGCAACGAUAUGGCCAAAAUCAAUCACAAACUAAAACCGCCAGGGUCACGAAUGGUGAAAAGUGCGCAGAAUUCAAUCGGAAGUCUAUCCAUGCUGCAACAAAAUGCGAUUCCCGUUUCUGAGGACUACGCAUGGGACAAAGUUACGAACAAGACGUGCCCUUUUGAUACAGAAUUUAACAAAGGGUUGUCUACUGCUUUCGAAUCUGUGCUGGUUGAAGUAAGUUUGUCACCAUCUAAGGCGAUAAUAUAUAAAUAGUAUUAUUGUACCUACAGUGCACAUGUUUUCGUAAUUAAGUGUCACUGUAUCCAGCUACCGUGCCGAACGUUCAGUGGUCACCAUGCCACGGUGAGAUAUGUCUGCUUCUUAAAACUUAUUCCAUUUAAACCGUAAGUCAAACCGUUGAUUCAAAGCAUAUCUAUCAGCUCUACGAAAAAGAGACGUUUCCAACGAGUUUUGUCCAGUUGACGGAUUCGAGCUGUAUUAUGAUCAUGAGACCUUGCUGCUGCCAACUACAGCUCUUCUUCACCCAGCGCUGUCGAUACCGGAGCUCCAGAUUACGCAUGAAAUGGGCCAGAAGUUUAAACAGGAGGGAGCGGGCCGAAUAUUAGUCCAUUUGUUAACCUUAUUAGCAAGCUUGCACGCAAGUGGUAUCCUUUGCUGGGUGGUUGUGAUGCCUUAAUUACGCUUAAGAGCGAUAUCCGCAAGAACAAAUUUAUGGAAGGCGUAUCGGGCAUCCAAAUCCUGGUCAUCGGCGACCAUGUUGUUAUCUUUGCCAAUUAGUACUGAAACCAGAGAACUUAGAAGCAGCGCGCACAUGGGCUCAGGAACCGCUUAAAGACCGCAAUGGCAAUGACAUUGUGCAGUCAACCAAUGCCAAGGUAGCCGGAGGCCCAGCAAAAUCGGAUGUUAAGAAAACCGGAAGCUCUCAGCUGGCGCUUCGGCCUUCUGGUGGUGUUGCCGCUGCUCCGGCUAUUUCCGCGCGUAACUUUAAGAAGCGAUCAAUAUUGGGUGCUCUUGACGAGUCGGAUAGGGAAGACAAAUCGUACGGCGAUCAGGAUAACGUUAGUUCAGAAGAAAGAAUGCGUGUUCCCUGUUUAUCGAUGCCAGCUCCAACAAAGCAGCGGAAAUCGUUGGCAGAAUUGGCUCAACGAUCGCCGGCUUGCUUUACGCCUGCAAAGCCGAAUACAAAGCCGCCUAACAGACCCGCGAAUCCGUCUCGUUAAAGCAGUUCCAAAUUCUUCGAAGAAAAAGCGGAUUUGACAAACCUGUGCAGAUACUGCUGUUGUUCGUCUUAGCAGUAUUGGUUUUCGGUAUCUAGGAUGACCGCAUAUCAAAUUUGUUUGUGUCAGUGCAUCCUUGCAUUGUCCUGGCGUGCAUUGUGCUUCAAUCAACCCGGAUCGUACGUGCGGAUGCGUAGGAUUCUGGCCAAGGUUACGGAUGCUCGCCCAAAUUCCGUCACUAAUCACAAAAAUCCUUGGUAUCAAGCCCAAAACAAUGUCUUCACGCCUUUGGAUAUAUGUCUCGUCUAUAUCUACUGCCAGGGUAACAGCACAAAAGAUGCGGUCAAGUAUGCACUAUUUCGGUACAAAGCAACUAACCGUGGCCCGGUCAGUUUAAAUUUUGCCGUGACACGGUUAAUAUCGGGAUAUGCUGUAUCGAACCAGCCCAAAGAGUAAUCUAUUUGCAAUUUUU